AGAGAAAGAAAAGAGAAAGAACGAGAGAAUGAGAAAGACAGAACCAUCCUUUCCAACUCCGUGCACAAACGCUCUCUGAAACACAUGGGGAGAGAGAGAGAGAGAGAGAGAGAGAGAGAGAGAGAGAGAGAGAGAGAGAGAGAGAGAGAGAGAGAG
Messenger RNA from Protobothrops mucrosquamatus (brown spotted pit viper), 156 nucleotides. RefSeq lists its product as uncharacterized. The annotation marks the transcript as partial. The transcript has 4 exons. NCBI's taxonomy places the organism in Eukaryota, Metazoa, Chordata, Lepidosauria, Squamata, Viperidae. The record is from RefSeq and is a predicted model, not a curated record.